CAGCAGUCUAACCGUUUUAUCGUUUUGUGUGAUCGCCGCUGGAUAAUUUUGUGUGAUUUUGUCGGUGCAGAAACUAGAUAUCGCCUCCCUGUUCAUCUCCUUAUGUGUCUGAGUUUACUGGACAUUUAUGUGAGUGCAGCGCCCUCUAGCCCACCAUGUCCCCAUACCCCUCGCUGCUGAGUCCGUUACUUGGUCUCGGCAUGCUCUUCCUCUCUUCAGGUCUCUCCUCAGCAGACAAAAGGCCGCCAGGACCGCCCAGUGCCGGGCCAGAGCUCAACGUAACGCGGGGGAACUGCUCCGGUGGAUGUAUUCCAGGAAGUGUCACUGAAAAUGCAACACAUUCCGAUUCGACAGACCCACCACAGAACAACUUAUUCACCACGUCAGACCUUCACACCACCAACGUUAAUCUGGAUGACCAUCUGCAGAACCAGUCUUCCAGUCCAACGUUACCCAUUCCAGAAAACCCCAUUGUCCACGAGCUGAAUGAGUCCUCAAAUGCCACUGGCCGAACUGAAUCAAGCCUGUCUACAGGAAACGAAACUCUUUCAAACUCAUCAUUCAUUUUACCAAACACUCAAGUUCCAGCUCUACGAAUCGUAACCGCAGUGGCUGUACAUCAAACCGUCACGACCACCGAGCCAGAUAAGAAAUUACAAACAAACAAUACUCUUACAAAAGUGACUUCUACCACCACUCUGCCGCCACUGACGACCGCUGCGCCCCCACAGCCAUCGACGGCCGCCACGGGCACUGCCCUGCCACCAACGGCUGCCACGCCCCCACUGCCACCAAUGACCACCACAUCUACAAGGUCUCCAACAUCAACCACAAAGACAUCUUCAACAACAACCACAGAAGCCAAACCUACACAAACCACCAUCACGGUCAAAACACUGCCUACUCCAGCAACAAAACGCCCAUCUUCAUCGGCAACACUGACGCCAUCGCCCGUUCAGUCCAACACUUCCACAGCGACCACCAGUCACCACGCUAUGCCGGUCCCUCCAGAAACCAAAGUCGCUGUGGUGGUGGUAACUGGGGCGGAUCUCACCCAACAGCUUGUGGACACUGCUACCUUACUGGCUGUCCUCCUCUUUGGGUUACUCUUUUUCCUGGUUACCGUGGCAAUUUUUGUAACACAGGCUUACGAAAGCUAUCGCACAAGGACUACACACAGGUGGACUACCUGAUUAAUGGGAUGUACACGGAUUCUGGGGUGUGAAGGAGCGUGCGGACCUGGUGACGGGUGGUGACCUACUGACCCCAUACAGACGGUUAUGUGGUUUGGGGGGAAAGAUAAACUACAUUGACUACAUUGACCAGUAACAAUGUUUGACAGCUUGUUUUGUAUCAUUAAUUCUCUUAUUGCUAACAAAGAUCCCAAUAUUCCUACAACAGUCUUAAAAGUUUAAAACUAGUUUGUGUUGGUAACACUUCACGAAUUUGUACUUACAGAAGCUGCUGCAACACAGUCUGUUUAAAACGUAUCAGGAUGUCUCGUGUUGAACCUGGAUGUUCUCACCACAUUCAGAACUGGUUGAUCAUAGCUCAUGAGUCCGUCGUCUCUGCGUUGACGCUUUUGAUGCUAAACAGAUUUUAACACGCGACUCCAGUAUUGUGUCUGUGGAUUCCAGUUCUGGAAGAUGAGACAGAUCCUGCAACUACACAAACGCACCUUCAGGCCUUUUUUCACCUGCGCAACCUGCAACUGUUGCAGAAUCCUGUCCAUUCCUGUGAGCCGGCGGGUUUCCUCUUUGCUUCUCAAACAUGACGGGAACUUCGCACAAAAUUGAUUAGCCGCCAUGCCAUGUUUGUGGUCGGUUUGAUGGAAAUUCAGUCAUUCAUUAAUGCACUCAAUGAAAGAUUAACUGCAGCAUGGAUGACCAAAGCCGCCAUCCAUCAGCGGAGGUUCCAGAGUCGCGUAGGAGUUUUUUGUAUAUUAGUGAGCUCGUGUGUAGGUCUGGUGGGAACGGUUACAAGUUAGCCAAAGUAUCACCACGACUUUUACAGGAAACUCAGAAGGGAAGUUUGAUGGCAUAAAUUCUUGGUCACUUUUUUCCUUUCAUGUAUUGAACUUUUGGGUUUUGUGAAGAUUUAAAACGGCUCGGUGUCGAACGGCAAACGUCCACAGUCACAGUCCCCUCGUCAGCUAAUCAGCAAUGGUCAGAAGCCAAACAGGAAAUGGCAGCGAUCGGCAGAAUGUCACACUGCUGCAGACAAGCUCAAAAUUCUUGGACAGAACUUUCCACCAUCAUGGCUCAGGUCCAGAGUCGUGACUUGUUGAAACGCUGCAGGAUGCGUGUGAUGCUACAUCUGCUUACAUGUGUAGCUGUUCUCACCGUAUGGGAUGGAAAUGCGUCAUUUGAAGGUUGUUUGCUGCAGUUUCACAUUAGC
Molecule: messenger RNA, 2397 nt
Organism: Thalassophryne amazonica
Lineage: Eukaryota; Metazoa; Chordata; Actinopteri; Batrachoidiformes; Batrachoididae
Product: mucin-2-like
Exons: 5
Coding region: 156-1193 (345 amino acids)
Source: RefSeq, a predicted model, not a curated record